Suncus etruscus (white-toothed pygmy shrew) is the source of this 2094-nucleotide messenger RNA. RefSeq names its product ALG8 alpha-1,3-glucosyltransferase (gene ALG8). The transcript is spliced from 13 exons. Gene Ontology annotation, molecular function: dolichyl pyrophosphate Glc1Man9GlcNAc2 alpha-1,3-glucosyltransferase activity. Gene Ontology annotation, biological process: protein N-linked glycosylation. The record is from RefSeq and is a predicted model, not a curated record. Bases 16 to 1722 code for a protein of 568 amino acids. Lineage: Eukaryota; Metazoa; Chordata; Mammalia; Eulipotyphla; Soricidae. Gene Ontology annotation, cellular component: endoplasmic reticulum membrane.
GCGGGGACUGCAACCAUGGUGGCGCGACGCGGCGGUUGGUUCUCGGCGCUAGCGCUCGGCGUGACCCUCUUCAAAUGCCUCCUGAUCCCGACCUACCAUUCCACGGAUUUCGAAGUACAUCGGAACUGGCUUGCGGUUACACACAGUCUGCCAGUAGCACAGUGGUAUCAAGAGGCGACUUCAGAGUGGACCCUGGAUUACCCUCCUUUCUUCGCGUGGUUCGAGUUCGCUCUGUCACAUGUUGCCAAAUACUUCGAUCCGGAAAUGCUGAGUGUCCAGAAUCUCAACUACUUCAGCUCCAGGACCCUGCUUUUCCAGAGGCUGUCCGUCAUCUUUGCGGACUUACUCUUUGUGUACGCGGCUCAUGAGUGCUGUAAAUGCGUCGAUGGGAAAAAAGCAUGCAAAGAACUUACUGAGAAGCCAAAGUUCAUUCUCUCUGUAUUACUGCUGUGGAACUUUGGGCUGUUGAUUGUGGACCAUAUUCAUUUCCAGUAUAAUGGCUUUUUAUUUGGAUUAAUGCUGCUCUCCAUUGCACGAUUAUUUCAGAAAAGGCAUUUGGAAGGAGCAUUUCUCUUUGCUGUUCUCCUACAUUUCAAGCACAUCUACCUCUAUGUAGCACCAACUUAUGUUAUAUAUCUGCUUCGAUCUUACUGUUUCACUGCAAAUAAGCCAGAUGGGUCCAUCCAGUGGACAAGUUUCAGCUUUAUUCGUCUUAUUUCCCUGGGACUGAUAGUUUUCCUAGUCUCUGCUCUUUCAUUGGGUCCUUUUCUAGCCUUGAAUCAGCUGCAUCAAGUCUUCGCCCGACUCUUCCCUUUCAAGCGAGGCCUGUGCCACGCCUACUGGGCUCCAAACUUCUGGGCGCUGUACAAUUUCUUGGACAAAGUGCUAUGUGUCAUUGGUUCAGAAUUGAAGCUUCUGGAUCCCAGUAAGAUUCCCAAGGCUUCCAUGACAGGUGGUGUGGUACAGCAGCUGGAGCACACGGUGGUCCCCUCGGUCACACCCCUGACCACCCUCAUCUGCACUCUGGUGGCUAUCUCGCCCUCUGUUUUCUGUCUUUGGUUUAAACCCCAAGGGCCCAGAGGCUUUCUUCGAUGCCUGAUUCUUUGUGCCUUGAGCGCCUUCAUGUUUGGGUGGCAUGUCCAUGAAAAGGCCAUUCUUCUAGCAAUCCUCCCAAUGAGCCUUUUGUCAGUGGGAAACGCAGAAGAUGCUUCGAUUUUUCUGAUUCUGGCCAUAACAGGACAUUACUCCCUCUUCCCUCUGCUCUUCACAGCACCAGAACUUCCCAUUAAAAUCUUGCUCAUGUUAGUAUUCACCAUCUACAGUAUUUCUUCACUGAAAACUCUAUUCAGGAAAGAAAAGCCUCUUUUUAACUGGAUGGAAACAGUCUACCUCCUGGGCCUGGGGCCCCUGGAAGCCUUCUGUGAAUUCGUGUUCCCCUUCACCUCCUGGAAGCUGAAGUUGCCCUUUCUCCCACUGCUGCUCACCUCUGUGUACUGUGCACUGGGUAUCACGUACGCUUGGCUCAGACUGAGCGUGUCCGCACUUACUCUCCCUCCCACGGGCAAGAAAUACUCAGCCACCCCAAAAACAGUGGGGAUGGGAGAGACAGUGCCUCGAACUGAACGCAUGUGUGGCAAAGAGCCAAGAACAGCCCCCAACACCACUGGGAAUGCCCCCAAGGCCAGAAAAAAAGACACACACAAAAAGACAAAGAAGCAGUAAGAAAAGGAGCUGCUUGGGUAUACUGCAAGCAAUUGUUUCACCGGAAAUUGGUCAAAACUUGAAGAUCGGUACUGGUGGCAGCACCAUUUGAGGCCCCUUCUACCCACCGUGGCCUUCCCAGCCGAGCAGCCUGCCUGUCCCCAUGGUGACAAACACACAGGGCCUCUUGGGCUCCUGUGAAGCUGUCAGACUGUGUGUCUCCAGACCUGAUCCAUUGCUUGUCAACUACAGCCAGAGAGAAGCAUUGUCGGGCUCUAGUGCCUAAUUUGAAUGAGAAUAAUUUGAAUAAAGCACUAUUUUGUAUUUCUCAACAGAAAUCUCUGGGCUGUUACCCUUUCCUGCAUCUUCCUAUCAGUAGAUAGGCGCACAGCA